This is a messenger RNA of Paramecium octaurelia, 876 nucleotides long. NCBI's taxonomy places the organism in Eukaryota, Ciliophora, Oligohymenophorea, Peniculida, Parameciidae. The record is from the annotation of a GenBank genome assembly.
AUUGAAUUAAUUAUAUUGAAAUAAUAUGGAACCUACAGUAAAUCAAUUCUAAGCCAAUCCAGAGGAUUCAAAGGAAAAAGAAGCGGCCUAAAUCUCUAACAUAGUAGUCUUCGAGACAGUCGGCACUUUGUUGGUAAUUUAUGGAGCUUUAGCUGCUGAGUAAAUAUGAUAGCAAAAUUUAUGUAGAAAUAAUUUUGGAUUAUCUCUUGUCUAUUUCAUUAGUCUAACAUUGUUUGGUCGUCUAAGUGGAGGAUACUUCAAUCCGAUUUGCACAUUAGUUGGAUUCAUAGAUGGAGCUAUCACUAAAAAAAAGACUAUAUAUUAUAUUGGAUCUCAAAUUCUAGCAAGUCUGGUUGCAGGAAUGUUAUUUAUGCCUUUAUUCGCAAACAGUAAUCAUUUGCCUUAUUAUGAAUCGUAUUUAAUAUUAUCAAUUCUAGACUGCCUACUCACUAAGUCUUUGGAACAUUAAUGUCAGAAAUUGCAGGCUCGGUUAUAUUCUUUACAUUCGUAUAAAUUUAAACAGCAGAAAACACUAAAAUUACCACAACUUAAAUACAAUCAACAGCUUUCAUUAGUAUAAUAUAUUUUGUAGCAAGAUAGUAAGAAUUUGAUAACUACAUUAUAGGUAUACUGCCACCAUGGGCAAUAGUUUAUUUAAUCCUGCAGCUGCAUUUGGGUAAAUUUUUGAAUAAACAUAGACUGCAAUUGUUUUACGGUAUUUAUUAUGGUAGAUGGAGUCAGAUGAUUAACUUAUUAAUGUUUGUUAUGGGACCAUGGAUUGGAGCUCUUUUGGCGAUUACAUUCUAUUGGAAGAUCUAUACUCCAACAUUAAUAAGCAAAUCAUCUAGUUGAGAAUUAUAUUUGCUAAUUUUAUAU